AUGCAGAUUGAACUCUGUCGGGUCCAACGUGAACGCAAUGACGGACGACUUGACUGCCGAGAUCGUUAUUCCGCGCUGGGUGAAGACGUUUUCGACACCAGCUUUGAAUUCCGAGAAAAACCUCGCAGCCUAAUCAAAGUGAUGGUGCCGGCCGAAGAACGUAACAUCGGCCGAGUACGAUACCAAUUGUGCAGGGGUCCGGGAGAUUGGGGGCUGUCGCAUGUAGAUGUUGAAGAGUGUCGGACUGAGCACGGAGCCUUCAGGACCGCUGCGAGUCUGCUUGCAAGGCUUCGUGGGAAUCCUGGAAAAUAG
Molecule: messenger RNA, 312 nt
Organism: Dibothriocephalus latus
Lineage: Eukaryota; Metazoa; Platyhelminthes; Cestoda; Diphyllobothriidea; Diphyllobothriidae
Source: the annotation of a GenBank genome assembly